Messenger RNA from Hydra vulgaris (swiftwater hydra), 900 nucleotides. Its product is annotated as hatching enzyme 1.2. NCBI's taxonomy places the organism in Eukaryota, Metazoa, Cnidaria, Hydrozoa, Anthoathecata, Hydridae. The record is from RefSeq and is a predicted model, not a curated record. Gene Ontology annotation, molecular function: metalloendopeptidase activity; zinc ion binding. Gene Ontology annotation, biological process: proteolysis.
AACUUUUUUUUCACUAAAUUCCAAUUAGAAGCUUAAAAAAGAAAGUUUAAAGAUGCAAUCAUCAUUUGUUUUUGCAGUGACAAUAUUAAUAUAUCGUUGCUAUGGAAAAAGCAACACUUUAUUUUUAGAACCGGAAGCUGGUGGAUAUAUUUUCGAAGGUGAUAUGAUUUUGUCGAAAGAAAGUAUUAAUUCUGCUAUAAAUAGUGGGAGCAUAGACCUUAGAUAUAAUAAAACAGGAUACGCAGUCUCAAGCAGCUUCUCGCAUAAAUGGCCCAAUAAAGUUAUUCCAUACAUCAUUCAUCCUAGUGCAAAAAAUACUGUGUUAAACUCCGUAAAUAUAAACGGUCCAACUGAAAAGGCAAUCAAAAACGCAAUGUCAGCAUGGGAAGAAAAGACUUGUUUAAGGUUUAUUCCCCGAACAGUUGAAAAUGAUUACAUUGAGUUUUUUGACGGAGGGUUCGGAAAAUGUUAUUCGCAUGUUGGACGAAUUGGAGGCAAGCAACUUAUAUCUUUGGGAUUCGGAUGUUUUACUGCAGGAGUGGCUAUGCAUGAAAUAGGACAUGCAAUAGGACUUUACCAUGAACAGUCAAGGCCUGAUAGAGAUGAUUAUGUUGAGAUUUUGUGGGAUAACAUUCAAGAAGACAACAAACACAACUUCUUAAAAUAUUACCGUGGCGAAAUUGAUAGCUUCGGGAGUCCUUACGACUUUGAUAGUUUAAUGCACUAUGAAAGAAGCUCCUUUCCUAAAUUUCCCUUUUUAACAACAAUUCGAGCUAAAGUGAACAAUGUUUCAUAUGGACAACGAAGUUAUAUUAGUAAAGAGGAUGCAAUUCAAGUGAACAAGCUUUAUAAAUGUAAUAAGUAAAAUGAAUUUUUUUAUAUAUUUUAAAAACAUCUUAA